GCCAAAUAAAAACACAACAAGCUCAGUGAGGUUCAUUUUUCCGCUAAAAAGCAAGAUGAUGAUAAAGUUGUCUUCCUUUCUUGUAAUCGUUGUCUUCAUCCUCCGACAGGUGCCAGGCUGCCACACGUCCUGCCUCAUAGUGGGCCCUGUAGCCAACUGUGCCUUCAAGAAUCUGUAUUGGGUUCCUGUUCUGCCUCCCAACAUCACCCACCUGUACCUGGAAAUGAACCACAUCAGGGAGCUCAACGCCACCUCUUUGUCUGGCCUGGAGGUGCUACAGGAUCUGGACCUGGGUCGCCAGUAUUCACCCCUUGUAAUCAGAGACCAAACAUUCAUUAGGCAAAGACGCCUCAAGAAGUUGGUUCUUGGCUUCAAUGUCAGACUUCAACUGGAGCCUCACGCCUUUUCAGGAUUGUCCAGUUUGCAGAGUCUCCACCUGGAUUACUGUGGUCUUGAAGAUUCCAUCCUGCAGGGCGACUAUCUGAAGCCGCUGACGUCUUUAGAGACACUUAACCUCUUUGCUAACCACAUAAAGAGACUGCAGCCUUCAACGUUUUUUGCCAAUAUGACCAAUCUGAAACAUCUGAAUCUAAAACUAAAUCGUAUCAACAAAAUAUGCGAGCCCGACCUGGCCGCUUUUCAAGGGAAGCACUUUGAAUAUGUGAAUUUGGAGUCAAACAGCCUUCAUGUUAUGAACAGCAAUGACUGGCAUGAUUGUGGGAAUCCUUUCAGAGGAACAUCCUUCAAAACUCUUGACUUGUCUCAUAACGGCUUGAGUAUAGCCAAAUUAAAGAUGUUUUUCAAGGCCGUCGACGGCACAAAGAUCUCCCAUCUCAAGCUAUCAGGACACAUCGGUAAAGGGUUCUCAUUUAGCAACCUCCAGGAUGUAGACAGAAGCACAUUUGAAGGCCUACAGAACAGUUCUCUCAGUUUUCUGGAUCUGUCUAAAAACAGGAUAUUUGCACUCCAAAAAGGAGUAUUCAGUCUCCUACCAGACGCUAAAAUCAUUGACCUCUCAGGAAACAAAGUCAAUCAGAUACACAAAGGUGCCUUUGAGGGCCAGGAAGGUUUAAAGGCGCUCAACCUGUCUUGGAAUUUACUCGGGGAAAUCUACUCCCACAGUUUUGCUCCUCUAAGAAACUUACAAGUGUUGGAUUUAUCGAGUAAUCACAUCGGCGUGUUGGGCUUUCAGGCGUUCAGAGGACUUUUGAGUCUAAAAGUUUUAAAACUGACUGGAAACUCUCUAAGGCAGCUUGGAUUCCCCAGUCCUCUGCCGAGUUUAAACCAUCUCUAUUUGAAGGACAAUAAAUUAACAUCGAUGGACGGUUUCUCUGUAUUUGCCUCGAAUAUCACAUAUUUAAACAUCGAAGGCAAUAGAGUGGAAAACCUGCUGGGAGUUAAGCUGAAACACCUCCGGCAGCUCCACCAUGGAGACAACCCAGUCAAGUGGUGCUCCACACCCCAAGGGGUGGGCAGUGUUGACGUGUUAGAUCUCCACGGCAUAAAUCUGCAGUCCAUGUGGUCUCAUGGCACCUGCCUCAACAUCCUCAACCAUCAUGUGGUCAAACUUAACCUGAGCUCCAAUGCCUUACGUGCUCUUCCUCAGGGCAUCUUUAAGCAUCUCACCGCACUUAUGGAGCUGGACCUCUCAUCUAAUGCCUUAACGCAUCUCCAGCCUCAUAUAUUUCCCAGAAGCCUGAAGUCACUUCAUCUGGCAGAUAACUUCAUAGUGUCUCCCGAUCCGACCGCUUUCGGUUCUCUCGGCAGCCUCGAUUUAAAGAUGAAUCGAUUCCGCUGUGACGCAAACCUGAGGAGCUUCUUGACAUGGCUGAACAAGACAAAUGUAACCUUCUUAAAUCCCGUUGAAGAAUUCAGGUGUGAAUUUCCUGUUGGUUUUCAUAAAGUUCCUCUUUUGGAUUACCACACUCAUCUUCUUGCCACUGAAAGCUCUUAGCAGGGAUUUUCACAUUUAGCAUAGCCCAGUGUCUUAAACUGAGGCAUGUGUUAAGAGUUACCAGAUUUGAUAUCUUAACACUUGUGCACCCCAGUACCCAAAAGAGGCAUUCAAUGUUUUCCUUAAGUGAGAUGAUUGUUCAGUUUAAAGGUCAAAGGUCAAAAAUUACACCAGAAGGUUUUUACAACAUUUCUUAUAUCAAAUUGCAUUGUGUUUUUGAUUGCACCGUUGUUAGAAUCGGAUAUAAAAACAAAGUAGGCACACUUUCUUUUAAGACCUCUUUCAGUCCCAUUGACUCCCAUUAAAACUGCUUUUUAAACAAACUGUAAUCUUGGCAUAUUACUAUGUAUUUUCCAUUAAAAUCGAAAAAUUAUAAAUUGGAGAAAUGUACUUCAUACUGGAAAAACUGGGUCAAUUAUGUCACGCCCCAUAUGCCUGAUUUUAAUUUCUCGAAUUAGUGAUUGUACUGUCUAAAAAAAUGUAUUUUUAUUUUGUACAAAUUUUUUUAUUUACUAUCUGUUCAUAUUCUUUUAUUUUAUUUCUGAUUAUUAUGAUUAUUUUAUUUUUUUGUUAUUAUUAUUAUUAUUUUUUCUUUAUUUAUUGAUUGAUCUGUAAAUAUCAUUAUUUUGUUUUCUUGAUGUUUCUUUCUUUUAGGGGGGGCGGCAUCGUUGGGAUAUAAACAGAACAAUAUUCUGACAUUUCGGCAGACAACAGAUAUAUGAUGUAUGUAAAUAUGAUGUGAUGGAUAGGAUUGUCUGAUGUUGGAUGUCAAUAAAAAAAUUAAUGGAAAAAAUAUAUAUCGAAUGAAUCU
Messenger RNA from Entelurus aequoreus (snake pipefish), 2765 nucleotides. Its product is annotated as toll-like receptor 5. NCBI's taxonomy places the organism in Eukaryota, Metazoa, Chordata, Actinopteri, Syngnathiformes, Syngnathidae. Gene Ontology annotation, molecular function: protein binding. The transcript has 2 exons. Gene Ontology annotation, cellular component: extracellular matrix. The record is from RefSeq and is a predicted model, not a curated record. The coding region runs from base 56 to 1954 and encodes 632 amino acids.